UUAGUUAUUUGAUGCAAGUACUUGUCAUAUUCAUUGCAGCAGUACUUUUGUUACUACAAAUGGAAGGAAACCGGCUCUUUUUCGAUGAUUUUGGUUUAGUUUAUGAUUUUUUUUCUCCCUUUACAAAUACUGCAUUUGGCAAAAUUUAGGCUACACUCAAACUAUAAAUUUUGCUCGAAUUUAUGGAAUUAGCAUCAGUCAGACUCUACGUUUUAAGUAGUUCAUUUCAGCUUCAACAAGCCUAUUAACUAAGCAAGAUGUUCAAAUACGUAACUUUUAUCGCCCUCUUCGCUUUCGCCACCGCUGCACCCGGUUUCAUCGCUCAACCUGUGGUAGCUAAAGUAGGUGCCGUUGUUCAUAGUGUUCCCUCGGCAACCUCUCACCAGAGCAUCACUCAAGUGCAUAAUAACGCCCAUAUUGUUACACCUGUAGUGAAAACUUUGGCUCCAGUGGUGCAUGCUGCUCCAGUCGUCCCCUUUGUGAAGACCUACUCAGCUCCCGUGGUUCCAGUUGUGAAGACCUACUCCGCUCCUGUGGUUCCCGUAGUCAAGACUGUUGCUCCGGUCUUCCCAGUUGUGAAGACAUACUCUGCUCCAGUAAUUCAUGCUGCCCCGGUGGUUCCAAUUGUGAAGACAUACUCUACCCCUGUGGUUCAUCAUGUUCCUGUUGUAAAGUCAGUGGUUGCACCAGUAGUCCCUGUGGUUAAAUCGGUUGUUGCUGCUCCAGUUGCUCACAUUGUACAUCAUUAA
This is a messenger RNA of Zeugodacus cucurbitae (melon fly), 749 nucleotides long. RefSeq names its product calphotin. The transcript has 2 exons. Lineage: Eukaryota; Metazoa; Arthropoda; Insecta; Diptera; Tephritidae. Bases 258 to 749 code for a protein of 163 amino acids. The record is from RefSeq and is a predicted model, not a curated record.